CUCUUCCACUUGGAAAACAUAUCCAUACAAACUCCAGUAAUUUUCUUCCCUGAUCAUCCUCCGCAUCGCUCGAAUUCUUCCCCAUUUGAAUAGACUUGGGUAUGAAGUUAUUCGUACCAAGGGAACACGAGUGUUGUGCUGACUGAUCUUUUUUCUUUCAUUUGCUUUGAUCAGAUACAUAUAUAUACUAGAGAGACGGGGUCAGCGGCAGCGGUGGCGGCGGCGAGGAAAGCAUCCGAAGACAGAAGGAGCAGGAGCUUAUAUCACUUCCUUGGAGAAUGAAUGGAAAAAAGGGUAGUGUUACGAUCGAUGUCUGCCUCCCAUCAACCAUCAAGCGCCCUGAGAGUGACAAGGAAACUGACGAUGGAGGUUUCUACUUCCUGGGUUUCAUUUGGAGUGUGCGGGACUUCUGCAAAGAAGACAGAAAUAGGGUAAUCUUCUCGCUGAAGGUGGGUUUUGCUGUUCUUCUGGUGUCAUUGCUCAUACUUUUCCGAGCACCCUACGAAAUCUUUGGCACCAACAUCAUCUGGUCUCUCCUAACCGUUGCCAUCAUGUUCGAAUACACCGUAGGGGCGACGUUUAACCGAGGAUUCAAUCGUGCUCUGGGAAGUUUGCUUGCCGGAAUAUUCGCCAUUGCCAUAAUCCAAGUGGCCAUAUGCACUGGUCGCAUCGCGGAACCCUUGAUCAUAGGCCUCAGCAUCUUCCUGAUUGGCACCAUUACAUCUUUCAUGAAGCUAUGGCCAUCGCUCGUUCAGUACGAGUAUGGUUUUAGGGUCAUACUAUUCACCUUCUGUCUGAUCAUAGUCUCCGGUUACCGGAUGGGGAAUCCGGUGAAGACUGCCAUGGACCGCCUGUACUCAAUCGCAAUCGGAGGACUCGUCGCUGUUCUUGUCAAUAUCCUCGUUUGCCCUAUUUGGGCUGGCGAGCAACUGCAUAAGGAGCUGGUCAACAGCUUUGAUUCAGUGGCUGAUUCUCUAGAAGAGUGUGUGAGAAAAUACCUUGAGGAUGAUGGUUCCAUUCAUCCAGAGUUCUCCAAGACCAUCAACGAUGAGUUUGCCGAUGAGCCUGCAUUCCGAAGAUGCCGGGCGACGUUGAACUCAUCUGCAAAACUCGAUUCACUGGCAAAUUCAGCGAAAUGGGAACCCCCACAUGGAAGAUUUAGGCACUUCUUCUACCCGUGGUCCGAAUACGUUAAGGUCGGCGCCGUCCUCCGCUACUGUGCAUAUGAAGUGAUGGCAUUGCAUGGUGUGCUGCACUCCGAAAUACAGGCACCUUAUAACCUACGGAUCACAUUCCAAUCAGAGAUUAUGGAAGCAAGCAGUCAAGCCGCCGAGCUGCUACGGAGCCUGGGCAAAGACAUAAGCAACAUGAGGCGUAGCCUCCGACCUUACUUACUGCAAAGCGUCCACGACUCCACUGAACGACUUCAACGUUCUAUAGACAUUCACUCCUACCUCCUCACCUCUAGCCAUGAGCUCUUGGAUUGUUCCACCAAGUUGCCUUCCGUUAGGCUCUCCACCACUCUCUCUUCCAACUUCUCUGACCUCUCUAACAACUUGGCUGAGGCAGGCGACGGCCUUGAACUUAACCUCGAUGGGCCAUCUCAGACUACCCCGGCUCAAGCUGAGUCUUAUCACGAGACCAUGAAGAAGCAACAAAGGAGGCUCCAUUCAUGGCCGUCGAGGGACGUCGGGGGGUUUGAAGAAGAGGGUGGAGACGUCGGGACGGACUUUCUCCAGAGGAUGCGAGCGCUCGAGAGCACCACGUCCCUUUCUCUGGCUACCUUCACUUCAUUGCUUAUUGAGUUUGUUGCCCGACUAGAUCAUCUAGUUGAAGCUGUCGAUAAGCUUGCUAAGUUGGCGAAUUUCAAGUAUGAAGGUGUAAAGUAAGAGGGAGGAGGAUGAGAGAAAUUACUGAUUAUUAGCAUUAUUAUGUAAAUGAUCAUAUAAACCAUGAAAAAUAAAAGACUAUGAAACUUAAUUACAUCAACUAAAAUAAAGCUUUAUAACUUAAUUUUUCAUACA
Molecule: messenger RNA, 2024 nt
Organism: Magnolia sinica
Lineage: Eukaryota; Viridiplantae; Streptophyta; Magnoliopsida; Magnoliales; Magnoliaceae
Product: aluminum-activated malate transporter 9-like
Exons: 6
Coding region: 279-1889 (536 amino acids)
Biological process (GO): malate transport
Cellular component (GO): plant-type vacuole membrane
Source: RefSeq, a predicted model, not a curated record